This is a messenger RNA of Babesia microti strain RI, 1125 nucleotides long. Its product is annotated as Radial spoke head 10 homolog B. The coding region runs from base 1 to 1125 and encodes 374 amino acids. The record is from RefSeq and is a predicted model, not a curated record. Lineage: Eukaryota; Apicomplexa; Aconoidasida; Piroplasmida; Babesiidae. The transcript is spliced from 4 exons.
AUGGCAAAUUACGUAUCAACUUCAGAUUAUGAUAACAGGCCCAACUCCUACACUGGCCAAGUGUAUGACGGGCUGUUCCAUGGUGCUGGAGUGUUUUACUACGGUGACAAUGAACGCUACGAGGGGGAGUUUGCCAUGGGAAAACGUCAAGGACAUGGAAAAUUUUAUUACUCCGAUGGAUCCAUUUAUGAAGGGGAUUGGCUGGAUGAUAAAAUCACUGGUCACGGCACGGCCGUAUUUGCCUCCGGAAAUCGCUAUGACGUAGGUUCGUGGGAGAAUGGGAGGAUUUCUGGAUAUGGUUGCUUGAAAUAUUCAAAUGGAGACGAAUAUGAGGGAGAAUGGCUUGACGGUUGUAUGCAUGGCCAAGGAACGUAUCGUUACGCUGAGGGAGAUGUUUAUUGUGGAGAGUGGAGGCAGGAUAGGAGGCACGGUAAAGGAACCGUUACCUAUGUAAACCAUGAUUUGAGCUUUUCCGAGCAAUAUGAUGGUGAUUGGAUGGAUGGGAAAAUGCAUGGAAGAGGAAAGUACAGUUAUGCCGACGGUGGUGUAUAUGAUGGUGAUUGGGUUGAUGGCAGAAUGCAUGGAAAGGGUCGAUAUAUGUUUACCAAUGGCAAUACUUACGAUGGAGAAUGGGUCAACGAUAUGAAGGAGGGAUACGGAAUAUUGGAGUAUGAAAAUGGGGAACGCUAUGAAGGCUAUUGGGUGAACGAUAAGGUCAAUGGUAAAGGAACACUCCAUUACGCUGGAGGGGACAAAUACGUUGGUGAAUGGGUAGAAUCGAGGAAGGAAGGUCCAGGAGAAUUAAUUUACGCCUGUGGAGACAGAUUUAAGGGUACAUGGCAUAAAGAUCGCGCAACUGGAUAUGGAAUCUUCGAGUAUUCCAAUGGUAACAGGUACCAAGGCGAUUGGUUGGAUGAUAAAAGACACGGUAUGGGCGUAUUUUACUGUAAUGAGGAUGGCAGUACUUAUGAAGGCGGGUUCCUGAAUGGUAGAAAGGAUGCCCGGGGCACGCUUACAUUUCGUUCGGGGCAUUUUAUUGACGGCGUAUGGCAACAUGGAUUGUUGAUAAAGAUCAAUAAUUUUUCAUUAAGCCCUAAUUCGCCUUGGAAUAACCCUGAUUUGUAA